UUGCUUGUUUGUCUGUUGUCAUGUGUGUCCUUACAAAAAGGAAAGGUCAGGAAACCUUUGCAGAAGAGUACUGACGAGGACUCCUCUUGUCUGUCCACUGCUCCUCGUGAGGCCCCUCCCUCAUCUCUUCUCCGGCGCCAACUCGCCGCUCUUCGUCUUCGUCUUCUUCUUCUCGCAAGGUUCUUGAACAGGCUUGAAGCCACCUAGGAACUACUCCUAUCUUGGAAGAUGUACAAGGCUAAGAGGGCAGCUUCACUUAAAGUGAGGCGACGAAUUGGGAAGUAUGAGCUUGGACGCACGAUUGGGGAAGGAACCUUUGCAAAGGUCCGGUUCGCAAAGAACAUGGAGUCCGGGGAUCCUGUUGCUAUCAAGAUCCUCGACAAGGCGAAGGUUCAGAAGCACGGAUUGGUCGAACAGAUUAGACGGGAAAUUUGUACAAUGAAGUUGAUACAGCAUCCCAAUGUUGUUCGCCUGCAUGAGGUGAUGGGAAGUAAAGCAAGAAUCUUCAUUGUUCUGGAAUAUGUUACAGGAGGAGAGCUUCAUGAUAUUAUCGUUGCGCGUGGAAGCUUGAAGGAGGAUGAAGCACGCAGAUACUUCCAGCAAUUGAUCAAUGCUGUGGAUUAUUGCCACAGUAGGGGUGUAUACCAUAGAGACUUGAAGCUAGAGAAUCUGUUGCUUGACAGUGCAGGCAACCUCAAAAUCUCAGACUUUGGCUUAAGUGCUAUAUCUGAGCAGGUGAAGGAUGAUGGCUUACUGUAUACUUCAUGUGGGACACCAAACUAUGUUGCACCUGAGGUUAUUGAAGAUAAGGGCUAUGAUGGUACGCUUGCAGACCUUUGGUCUUGUGGGGUGAUUCUUUUUGUGAUGCUUGCUGGAUAUCUGCCUUUUGAGGAUGACAACAUCGCGUCCCUUUAUAAAAUGAUCUCUGGAGCUCAGUUUACUUGUCCCUCUUGGUUUUCUGAUGGAGCUAAAAGGCUGAUUGCCAGAAUUCUGGAUCCUAAUCCUUCUACUCGGAUAACUAUCCCUCAACUGUUAAAAGAUCCAUGGUUCAAAAAAGGCUACAAGCCACCUGUUUUUGAUGAGAAAUACCAAACUAGCUUGGAUGAUGUUGAUGCUGCUUUUGGAGAUUCAGAGGAAAAACAUGUGAAAGAGGAAAUGGAAGGGCAGCCAGCUUCGAUGAACGCAUUUGAGUUGAUAUCACUGAAUAGGGGGCUGAAUCUAGAGAAUUUGUUUGAAACUGAUAAGAAGUACAAGAGAGAAAAAAGAUUUACAUCGCAAUGUCCUCCCAAAGAAAUCAUCAAUAGGAUAGAAGCAGCAGCUAAGCCACUUGGGUUUGAUAUCCAAAAGAAAAACUACAAGAUGCAAAUGGAGAACAUAGAAGCAGGAAGAAAAGGAAACCUGAAUGUUGCUACUGAGGUUUUCCAAGUGGCUCCAUCUUUGCAUGUUGUUGUGCUUAAAAAGGCAAGAGGGGAUACUCUGGAAUUUCAGAAGUUCUACAGAACACUCUCUGCACAGCUAAAGGACGUUGUUUGGGUUUGUGAAGGUGAGGCUGAAGAAAAAAGCUCCACAGCAUGAGGCAGCUGCAGAUUGUCUUUCUCAGGAACUAGCAUUUUAGAUUCUCCUGUAAAUAGCUAUCCUUGCUACCUAGUUUUUUGUUGUUGCUCGAUGUAGAAGCAGAUUAAACAUAUAGCAGUAGGUUGAAAACUUGAAAUGCCUCUCUUUUUUGGUUUGAUGAACAAGGGAAGGUUAAAUUGUACGUAGUUGUGUAGCAUUAGAUGCUCUACUGUGUUACUCUUCACUCACUUUCUGCAAGACUGCUGAAGAUGAAGAAUGAACAUGGGAAAGAACAGGCAGUUGGGUGAUUCAGACAAGACUGAUUUAUUCAAUUAUCUCAAUGAGACGCACUGGCAGCAGAUUUGGAUGAACAAGUUCAUCAAGUAUUCUGGAUAAAACAAAUCAAGCAACAGACUCCACACACCC
Molecule: messenger RNA, 1980 nt
Organism: Brachypodium distachyon (stiff brome)
Lineage: Eukaryota; Viridiplantae; Streptophyta; Magnoliopsida; Poales; Poaceae
Product: CBL-interacting protein kinase 31
Exons: 15
Coding region: 229-1575 (448 amino acids)
Biological process (GO): signal transduction; protein phosphorylation
Molecular function (GO): ATP binding; protein kinase activity
Source: RefSeq, a predicted model, not a curated record